Amoebophrya sp. A25 is the source of this 1155-nucleotide messenger RNA. The record is from the annotation of a GenBank genome assembly. Lineage: Eukaryota; Dinophyceae; Syndiniales; Amoebophryaceae.
UGCGUGCUUCUUGACCCAGAACAAAUCUCAGUGACUCAUGUAGUGAAGCUGCCCACUUCCGACGAAUUGGCCGCAGGCGAUGAAAUCGAAGAGAAGCUGCACACUGAGAAAGAACGCCUCACGGCAUUACUGGAUGGCUAUCAGAAGCGGCAAGAUAAGGGCAUCCCCGCAGCAUGGAAAGAGGAGGUCGGGGGAAAACCAUUCGGGGUAGCUUGGGCGGAGCGACUCGGCCCAGAAUCUGGACCAGAGCAACUCAAGUGGCUCGAGCGUGCCAAGGUGGAAUCUGUCUCGGCCGUCAAGUAUUCGGAUAAGAACCUGCAAACGAGGACGGAGAUGAACGUGCAGAAGUGCCCCGAUGCGCAGAAAAAGACCAUGUUUCAUGGCACGACUGCGGCCAAGGUGCCGGAAAUCUUGGAGAAGGGGCUUCCCUUGGACUAUGACCGCUGGGGAGCUGGUGUUUAUCUCACCGAAGAGCUCGACUUGGCACGGAGCUUCCCGUGGCAGACUGGGUCGGAGGUCGAUGUGACUCUUCGGGUGGUGGCUUGUCUUGGAAACGCCUGGAAGGAUUGGGAGCGAAAAUUUGUUCCCUCGGACCAAGAAGGCGUCUGCGAGUGGUGGAUACCAGGUGAGGGCACAUUCGUCGUUGAUGAGUAUUCGAAGACAGAAAUUACCAGCAAAGAUGAGCCCGGCGCGAAUGAUUUACCCAUUAAGCUUAGCGCGAAAAAGGUCCCCUUUGGAAGAAGCGUGUACAAAUCAUUUUGCUUCUCUCUUCUUUCACGUCACUGGCAGGGAGAGUGCGUGCUUCUUGACCCAGAACAAAUCUCAGUGACUCAUGUAGUGAAGCUCUCCGCUUCCGACUUUGCUUCUCGAGAAGAUGCAGGAGGUGGCUUUCUCGAAUUGUCGAAGGAUACGCCCAGCUGCUCCUCGUCCAGGGAAAGCACGCAGUCGCUUUCAGACGCCCGAGGUAUCACAAUGUUCAGUGCCGGGCAGGAUGACAAGGCGAAAUCCCUCUUCGAAGAAAACGCCAGGGCCAAGGUGAUGAUGUGGAACAUGAGCGAGGAAGAGUCGAGAGCGGCUACGCGGAUUCAAGGAAGGGGCGACUUUGAUGUUGGAGCUGCAGCAGUCAGUGCUCCUCUGUUUGCGCCUGUAGUUUAA